AUGCCAUUUUUUUCUUGCCUGCUUUGUUUUCUUUUAAAGGCCUCCGCCAUGGAUUCCACGCUAUCGAUUCUCUCUCUCUCUCUCUCUCUCUCUCUCUCUCUCUCUCUCUCUCUCUCUCUCUGCCUAUAUUCAUACUUAUCUAUAUCAUAUGUUCAUAUCUAUCUAUCUAUCUAUCUAUCUAUCUAUCUAUCUAUCUAUCUAUCUAUCUAUCUCAGUAUGUUCAUAUCUAUCUAUCUAUCUAUCUAUCUAUCUGUCUGUCUAUCUAUCUAUCUGUCUAUCUAUAUCAGUCUGUUCGUGUCUAUCUAUCUAUCUAUCUAUCUAUAUCUAUCUAUUCGUGUCUAUCUAUCUAUCUAUCUCAAUAUGUUCAUACCUAUUUAUCUAUCCGUCUAUAUCAGUAUGUUUGUAUCUAUCGAUCGAUCUAUCUCAGUCUGUUCGUAUCUAUCUAAAUAUCUAUCUCAUAAGCUUUUCUUUGAAGAUCUUAAAGUCAUCUUGCCUGUCUUACUUCUUUCUCUCUCUCUCUCUCUCUCUCGCUCUCACUUUCGCUCUUUCUCUCUCUCUUACACAGGCACACACGCACGCACACACACACUCUCUCUCUCUCUUUUUUCUCUCCCUAUAGCAUUUUUAAUUUUCCUCUCCUUACUUUUUCUUUCUUGCUCUUCUUUUCAUCUUUCUCUACCUUUUCCUCUUUCUUUCUCGCUUUGUUUGCUCUUACUUUUUACUUCUUUCCACUCUCUAUCACUAUUUCGUUAUAUUUACUAUAUAUCUUUCUUCCUCUCUUUCGUACUUUUUUCUCUCUUCGCAUAUCAUUCCUCUCUCUUUUGUAUAUUAUUUUCUUAUUCUUGCUUCUACUCUCCCCCCUUCUCUCUCUCUCUCUCUCUCUCUCUCUCUCUCUCUCUCUCUCUCUCUCUCUCUUUCAUUCUCAGUGUCUCUUUUGGGGAGAAGAAACAUCUUUCCAUGUCCAUAAUCUCUCAUAGUGUAUAUACUAUCAUUCUCACUCACCUCGACGCCACACGCCUCCCCUUUGCAAUUUGUUUGUCGCCACCGCCACUGUCGCCUUCUCGAGGACCUCUUAACAACUGA
Acanthosepion pharaonis is the source of this 1083-nucleotide messenger RNA. The record is from the annotation of a GenBank genome assembly. NCBI's taxonomy places the organism in Eukaryota, Metazoa, Mollusca, Cephalopoda, Sepiida, Sepiidae.